Molecule: messenger RNA, 648 nt
Organism: Cladocopium goreaui
Lineage: Eukaryota; Dinophyceae; Suessiales; Symbiodiniaceae
Source: the annotation of a GenBank genome assembly
AUGGAGCACUACGUGGCUGCGCUGGAGCAUUGGGAAUCAGCUCUGCGUCCAGCACCCAGCAGCCAUGAAAUUGGCGCGCGCGUCCGCUACAGCCAACACGGCUUUGGAGUGGUCAUGAGUGCCUUCACAAUGUUCGACGAAUACUUCCUAAAGGACUUGGGCAACGAUCAGGCAAUUUGGGCUGGUGAACCCGGCGGAGAGUUGAAGCGCUAUUCAGCCGUGGAGCUGAUACCCGUGAGUCAAGAACUUUUUGACCUGCGCUUCGCCAUCGCGCAAAACUUAGCCGCUGUGAGUUUGAAGCUGGAGAGGUACAAGGAGGCCAUCGACUGGGCGAAUGCUGCCUUGUGUAUGGAUGGAAAAGCACCCAAGGCUUUGAUGAGACUCGGUUUGGGGUUGCUUCGCACAGGCAAGCCAGGUCCUGCUUCAGACUGGCUUGCCGCGGCCCAGAAAGCCAUGCCGAACGACUCGGAGGUGCGGAAGUUGCUGCGGGAGGCGGAGCUGAAGCGAUCGCCCACCUGGGUUUGCGCCAACGGCUGUUGUGGGCCUUGGGGCAUCGUGCUGGGAUCGCCCAGGGGGGUUCACAUUUCAACUGACAUCAUUGCGCACACCGAUGGCCACCAGCGCGACGCGGCGCGCCCUGGCGCAUAG